Molecule: messenger RNA, 3334 nt
Organism: Schistosoma curassoni
Lineage: Eukaryota; Metazoa; Platyhelminthes; Trematoda; Strigeidida; Schistosomatidae
Source: the annotation of a GenBank genome assembly
UUUCUCCAUUUGAAUAAGAUGCUUAUUAUAGUAGUAAUGGACAUUUUAUUAUGAUUGGAUAAUUUACAAAAAAAAUUAUUAUUAUUAUUUUUUGAUUGGGGAAUCGAAAUAAUCCUAAACACUUUAUAAAAGCCCAUUAGAUUAGAAAGUUGACAAUAGUAAAACAAACAAUCAAAAAUUAUAAUCAAGUUGCCUCAACAACAAAAAAUAUAAAAAAAAUAAUAUUAAUAAUUUAUUCAAUUGAAAGUCUAUAGUUGGAUUAUAUUAUUUAAUAAAUAAAUAAUUUAUUAAAUCAUUGAAAUUUCAUUAAUCUAAUUAUAUUAAUUGAGGAUAAUAUCAUUAUGUCUGAAUAUUAUGAAGAUUCCUGAGUUGAAGGGACAGUCGUCUAAUGGUUCUCCAAGCAAAUUCUGUCUAUGAUGUCAAUCAUCAUCGAAAUUAAAAUAAUAUCCAUUGACCACCCAACUUUUUAUUUAAUUUAACUCAUUUGUUAACUGCUGACUCAUCUUCUUUGUUUUCAUUAGAAUAACUGGAUUUGUAUAAAACCGGUCAAUUUAAGAAGUUCAAUAAAUUAAAACUAUAAAGGAUAUACGGAAUUUCUGAAGGAAAAGUAAUAUCUGGAUAGUUAUGGCAAAACACUAAUAAUCUAUUUUGUAUUAGUCCUAAUGAACAUCUACUGAUAAUUUUAAGUUAAAAUUGUAGAAGUAACAAUCAUUAUUUAAACAAAUUCGAAUAAAAACAACUGGAUUACUCAGGUGAUUUUCAUUACAAACUGGUUACAACUGGAGAAUCAUUAUAAAUCAAGAACAACGCACACUGACAACAUUUAUGUGAAAUCGAACUUAGGAACUUUAGAUUUAGUACAAUUCGAUAGAUGAGUGAACAUCUAACAGUUCUUAUUGCUAACUUUAGUUAGUUUGCGACAUGAUGCUAUCCCGAUCCAAUGAUGUUCGGCGAUAAUUCAUGUGUACGUUGUCUACGUAGUUCACCGAUUGCAUCUUUAGUUGGUUUCAUUAUUGUAUUAUUGGGCGGUGGCGCUUUUGGUGGAGCAAUCAUUUUUGCAAGACGUUAUUUAAUUACACUUUUAAAUGCUCCUAAUCUAUUCCCUUACUUGGACUAUGCUAUUUAUGGUUUAGUCGGAGCAAUAGGAUUAUUCUCACUGUUAGCCUACUUACUAUGUGCUCUGUCUUCCGGUUGGAAUGCAAAACACUACUUUGAAAGUAGCCGAAAAGCAUGCUGCGGAAGAUGCUGUAAUAUGACGCUUAUCAUACUUUUAGUGACGGCUGUCAUAUUAUGGUCAGCUAUCGCAUGCCUAGUUAGUUACCCAGUCGUCAGUAUUGCGCUCUUGUUAUACCGAAAUGAAGGACCUAGUCGUUUACGACUAGCCUCUGUCGGACAAAUGACUUCAGCUUACCAUGAUGGUCAAGUGAAUUUUCUUAGUCCAAGCAGUAGUUAUACACGUGAAAUGUUCAAUACCAAUGGGAAAAUAAUAAAACGACGUGAUACAGAAGAAUGGUUUCCUAAUCAUCCUAGUGAUUUCGAUACAGAUGAAAGUACUAUUGCCAUACCGGAUGAUAUUCAAGAUAACCUUCAAACAGAUCCAUCUACUUUAAGCAGAGAUCUAACAGCUACGGUGACGAGUCCAAAAAUGGUCGAUCAGCCACCACCGGUGAUAAGUUCAUUUGUUGAUGACAAUUUACCAUCAUCGUCAAUACCAUCAAAAUCGUCUUUAAAACCUUUAUCAAAAAAAAUUAUAAAACAAGUAAUGAAUGAUGCUCUUAGUAUUCCAGAAUCUAUCAAAUUGUUUCAUCAAUGUAGUCAAGAGACAUUUGAUUUAUCUUAUUACGGUCUAUACGAUGCUAAUGGUUUACCGAUACAUAUUGCACGAGCUAAUUUCUCUGAAAGAAUAUAUGAUAUUUUAGUCUGUGUAAUUCUCGCUAUCGCUGGUAUAUUCCUAUUACUGUUCGGUUAUAUACAAAUAAUUAUUUGUACUGCUAUGAAUUAUGCUCGAAUGCAAGAGGCUAGAUAUUAUGAAACAUCUGAUGUUGGUGAAGAAGGUGUUGCAUUACAACAAUAAAAUACACUUCAUAAAAAUAAUUCUAUAAUUUCAUUAAAUAUAGUUCAUUAUGAUUUCAAUCAUAUUUACACUAUCCUUCAUAUAUACAAUUAUCUACUUUAAAAUUUACCAACAAUAUUAAUGCAUAAAUAUAGGAAAGAUUAUCAUUGCACAUUGUAUAGUUAUUUGAAUAAAAUAAAGAAUAAACACUUCCAAAAGACAGUUUUCUCAUGAACAAGAUAUCUCUAUUUAUGUUCCAGAAUAAUCAAUAUAAUAAUAACAAUCCUUCUUAUCAUUAACUUAUGUAAUAUCUCAUUAUUUACAUCCAAUUUUAUGUUUUUACUUUUAAAUUUAUCAUUAUUCAUGUUGUUCUUUUUUGUACUUGUGUUAUCUGUCAUGUUUGUUUGUUUUUCUCUUUUUAAAUAAUUAUCCAGUUGAAAAAGAAAGAAAAAAGAAAAUAAAGCAAACGAAACAUUAUUUAGUUGCUUAUUUUUUCUUCUCUGUUCAAUCAUUCCAUAGCUUUUCAUCAUUUACCAUCUAAAUAUUAUUUUCUGUUAGAUAAUCAAAAGAAACAAAAAACUGUUCAUCAUUUGAAAAUCUAUACGCUACAUUUUAAUUAUUUAAAUGACGUUCAAUGUUUCAAUUUUAAGAGAAAAUAAAAAAAGAGGGAGAAUGAUUUAAUGAUAUUUCCGCUUUUUUAUUGGAAUUCAUCAAAAUGUAUUGCUUAACGCUUUAAUUCAUUUUACUUUAUUUAUAUUAAUUAAAUAAUCAACAUUUUAGUAACAGACGAAUACAUAUAAAAAGCUUCUUUAAUAUGUUCGAUAUAUAUAUAUAUAUAUAAACAUAGUUUUGUAUUCAACAUAUGAAUGUUUAUUUUUACCAUUUCAUUGUUUUGUUCUUUUACUGAUAAACAAUUAAUCAAUAAUAAUUCUUAAUUAUAACUUUUUAUUUACACAAGUUUAAAGUUUCAGAAUUUGAUUUUUUUGGUUUUGUUCUGUUGUUGUUGUUGUUGUUGAGUUUUUCAUAUAGUUGAAACAAUAAUCAAUGAUAUUCAACCGAUGAAUGUUUAAUUAUUAAUGAGAAUUAAAUACAUAUGAAGUUUGUUUCAUAUUAUUCCUCAUUCCCUCUCUUACUAUGUGUGUUUGUGUGUUUUCUUUUAUUUUUUACUGUGCUUGUUUAUUUUAAUUGAUUAUUUUCUAUAAAUUUUUGUUGUUUUUUAUAAGAAUAUUAUUAUUACUAUCAAUGAUAACAAUAAUAAUAAUAAUAGCAAUGAAAUCAGAA